Acanthopagrus latus (yellowfin seabream) is the source of this 9903-nucleotide messenger RNA. RefSeq names its product zinc finger protein 462 (gene znf462). NCBI's taxonomy places the organism in Eukaryota, Metazoa, Chordata, Actinopteri, Spariformes, Sparidae. Gene Ontology annotation, cellular component: nucleus. The transcript has 14 exons. The record is from RefSeq and is a predicted model, not a curated record. The coding region runs from base 634 to 8280 and encodes 2548 amino acids. Gene Ontology annotation, biological process: regulation of gene expression.
GAAAGUGUGAAGCUGCAUCAUCACCACCACCAAAGUGAACUGCAGAUAACCCCAUGACGUGGCAGACACACUGUAUGGUUAAAACCUAUAUAUAUUUAUAUAUAUAUAUAUAUAUAUACAGAUCUAUCCAUCUAUAUAUAUAUAAUUCACAGCGCCCCGCAUGUGUCUCGGUGGUGGUCUGAGCCGCAGAUAAGGCUUUGCGGGGGCUAUCUCUGCCUUCAGUCCAGAUGAAGGAUGAGCUUCUCAGACGUAGACGUUGUCCAUCCUGCUGAUGCUCCCUCGUCUCGUCGUAAACUCUUGUGCACCCUCUGGUGCUUGCUAGUCUCCCAAACUUCUUUGUGUAGCCUGCUUUGCAGAUUGUCUUCCUUGUCUGUGUGGUUGCUCAUUAUUCAGAGACAGACGGAUCUCAGGUCAUCUGCAGCUGCAGCAAAGGAGAAGCAGGAAAGAUGGCGAUCAUCCAUUAGACCGACCGGGCGCACGCAUGAAAUACGAGGACAACUUUUCGGAGGAUCGCUCGAGGAGAAGAUUGUACCAUCCAGGUCUCCAAGCCGACUUAGGGAGAAGAAGAAGAAGAGGAAGAAGAAGAAGAAGCAGUUUCCCUGAUUUUCCAGGGAGUGCUCCCUCUUUUUAGUGAUGGAGGUAUUGCAGUGUGAUGGCUGUGACUUCCGUGCCGAGUCAUAUGACGACUUGAAGACCCACAUUCAGGAAGUGCACACUGCUUUCCUGCAGCCUGCAGAUGCGGAUGAGUCUGACUCUCUGAAAGACGAGGAUGAAGAUGAGGAGGAAGAGGAGGACUGCCAGGAUAAGGAUGACAGGGAUGACAAGGAUUACACGCCUUCUAAAGCUGGAACGAGCCCCAACUCUACUGACUGUUCCACCCCAGCAACACAAAAGCAGACCACCGAAACACAUCUGCCGUUUUACCAGUGCAAGUUCUGUGUCCGUUACUUCAGAUCGAAAUCAUUCUUAAGAAACCACACCAAAAAAGUGCAUAACGUUGUAGAGGAAGAUUCGGAUGCAAGUAUCUCCUCACAGACAGCUAAGCAGCCCAGCUACACUGUUAUCAUGCACAACGACCAUUCAAAAGUGUAUUCCUGUCAGUAUUGCACAUACAAGUCUCCACGCAAAGCAAGGAUAAUUAAACAUCAGCUAAUGUAUCAUAACAAAGUCCCCUCAGAGAGCACUGGAGAUCCUUCCACCGAGACUGGAGAGGAAUCUGACUCAGCCAGCGGACUCAUGAAGGGAACAUUUGCCUGUGAAUGGUGCGACUAUCAGACUGACCAGAAGGACAGCUGGACCAAUCACGUGGUGAAAGAACACAGCGACAAGGUCAAGAUAGUUUCCUGCAUUGCAGAGCUGGAAGGAGAGGCAAGUGCAAGCUCACCCAAACCAGAUUCUCCCUCCGCUUCCCAAAGCCCGACUAGAUCAAAGAUGAGUCUCUCUGGGAAUGAAGAUUCAGGAGCCAAACCAGCAGAAAGCACGUUGGAGAAUUCAGUCCCAGAGCUCUCAUCCUUCCAAUAUGCACAGAUAAGUGCCGUUACACCCAAUAGUACAGGUUCCUCGAUUUUGUCCAAGAGGUUCGCUUCAUCCGAUGUCUCCAACAGUGUCACAGACAUUGAUGCCAACUUACUCAAUGAGGAAGAUUCUAGGAGCAGCUUAGAGGAUGAUGAUGAUGAUGAAGAAGAGCUGGGUGAUAUAGAUGAUCCCAGCUAUACUGGGACGCUGUCAGCAGAUGCAAAGCAGCUUUUAACCGACGACGAUAAUAAAUUACUGGAGACUAAAGGAAUACCGUUUAGGAAGUACAUGAACCGUUUUCAGUGCCCCUUCUGCUCCUUCCUCACCAUGCACAGGCGGAGCAUCUCCCGCCACAUUGAAAACAUCCACCUCUCUGGUAAAACCACAGUGUAUAAAUGUGAUGAAUGCCCGUUUAUUUGCACCAGCCCUCUCAAACUCGGCACGCACAAAAAGAGCCACAGCUCCUCAGAUGUAGAGACCAUGGACCUAACAAGUGACAGCCCGGAUCCCCUGAAUGAUGCUGCGGAGCCAGUCAAUGGGGGUAAUGUCAGCUCCAAAGUCAAUGGAAAAAGGAUAACCAGCACAUCGAACGACCAGCAGAACCCUCACCGCUGCACGCUCUGCAGCUUCUCCACCACCACUCUGAAAGGUCUGAGGGUGCACCAGCAGCAUAAGCAUUCCUACUGUGAUGACCUAGAUCCAACUGUCUUUGAAAGCCAGCUGACUGACCAGCAGGACUCCGAAGUGGACGCUUCUCCGAUCUUUCUACAAAAAACCCAGACCUCCAUUUUAGGACUUGCCACCAAAAAGUCCUUAGUUACAGGGAAAAGAGCCAGGAAGUCCAUUAAUGACUUGCCUUUGGAUUUAUCCUCAGUUAAGAAGAGAACUAGAAUUGAUGAAAUUGCCAGUAACCUUCAAAGUAAGAUAAGCCAAAGCCAGCAGGACAUGAUCAUAAACCUAGAUGACAUGGAUGACGAAGAUGCAGGAGAAAAUCACGCAGGUGCUGAUAAUGAGGAUCGAGAACAUGAUAAUAAGAAUGCUGUCUUCGCUUAUAACAGCCAGCAGCUUCAUCCAAGAGAGUCAGUGAUCCCUCCCGAGGGAGGCAGGAUAGGGAAAAGAAAAAGCAACCCUAAGUCAAAACCUCGAAACAUCCCAAUAUCCUUGACUCUCUCAGACGAUAGUGAGAACAUCUCUGCUGAUCCCAGUGACGGCACAAGCCAAGAGAACGCUGAUUAUUCAGAGGAACCAGGAAUGACACGUUUCUACUGUAAACACUGUGAUUACCACAACAAGUCAGCUCGUAGCGUCAGCACACAUUACCAGAGGAUGCACCCUUACAUCAAGUUCAGCUUUAAGUACAUCCUGGACCCGGAGGACCAGAGCGCGGUCUUCCGCUGCUUGGAGUGCUACAUAGAAUACAGCAAUUACAACGAUCUUCACCAACACUACAUGGAUCACCACCCUGAAGCGAGCAACGUGCUCAACUUCAACCAGCCAAAUCUGGUAUACAUGUGCCGCUUCUGUUCGUACACAAGCCCCAACGUCAGGAGCCUAAUGCCUCAUUACCAAAGAAUGCAUCCGGAGGUGAAAAUCAACAAUGCUAUGAUCUUCUCCAGCUAUGUUGUGGAGCAGUCCCAAAAGACGGGUGAAUCACAAACCCUGAGGGAAAUAUUAAACUCCGGCCCCAAAACUUUUAACUCAGCCUCGUCGACCCCAAGGUCCUCCUCGAGUCCAGUGCCGAAAACUGUCUCCAAGACCCCUGAAGCCAGUGCUGAAGCAGACCCUCUCAAAGAAUCUACGGGUGGUAAUGUUGUCGUCUAUGAUUGCGAUGUGUGUUCUUUUGCUAGCCCCAACAUGCACUCUGUUUUGGUCCACUAUCAGAAGAAACACCCAGAGCAAAAGGCAUCCUAUUUCCGUAUACAGAAAAACAUGAAGGUGGUGUCAGUGGAUCAAUCACCAUCUGUCGCAAACUCAUCUUAUAAUCUAAGUGCGGCUACGCCUCCGAAACAGCAGAGCGCAGCACUUUAUGGAUCUGAUGAGGAGAUGUACUACUGUAAACACUGUGUGUACAGCAACAGAUCUGUUGUUGGCGUGUUGGUCCAUUACCAGAAGAGACAUCCAGAAGUAAAAGUAACUGCAAAAUAUAUCAAACAUGGCGCCCCCACCCCUGGUUUGAUGAAAUUGAUGGAUGAAUUGCAAAUUGCGACUCCAAAACAGUUUUUGAAGCAAUUUCAAAACAACGGACACGAUGGAUCCAACAACUCAAGCCCAAAACCAGGAAGCGGUGAGAAAAGUGAGGACGAGUUGUUCUUUUGUCAGCACUGUGAUUACGGAAACCGGACUGUUAAAGGAGUUCUCAUUCAUUACCAGAAGAAGCACAGGGAAACCAAGGCCAACGCUGACCUCGUACGUCGUCACACUGCUGUUGUCCGGAGUCAGCGCGAGCGUGCUCAACAGGUUCAGUCAAGUAGUGUCUCCUCUGCCAUGAUCCCGGCCCCUCCGGAACCUGAAAACUCUACGUCCUUGCGUUCCCUUAAGUGCAGACACUGUUCCUACACAUCCCCUUAUGUCUAUGCCCUGAAGAAGCACCUGAAGAAAGUGCACCCCACUGUGAAAGCCACAGCCAUGACUAUUUUACACUGGGCUUACCAAGAUGGCAUUCUGGAGGCUGGUUACCAUUGUGAGUGGUGCAUUUACUCCCAUGCUGAACCCCAAGGCCUGCUGCUCCAUUACCAAAGACGCCAUCCCGAGCACAACGUCGACUACACAUACAUGGCUAGCAAGCUGUGGGCUGGGCCGGAGACCACCCAACAAGGGGGCAAUAUAGAAACUAAGCAUUACAAAUGCAGAGACUGUGCUUUUGAGGCCUGUACAAUAUGGGACAUCACCAGUCACUACCAGGCAGUGCACCCAUGGGCCAUUAAAGGGGAUGAAUCUGUGCUUUUGGAUAUAAUCAAAGGAAACGGCUCAGUUGAAAAGAUCCAGCAGCAGGUUGUCAAAGAACACUUGUCUUUCAAUUCUGUUGAAGAUGACGGAGCACUGAUCAUUGCCACCCCGCCUCAAGAAAGCAACCCCCACCCUUCCCAUCCACGUCUUUCCAUCUCCAACAAUCCUUAUCAGUGUACUGUAUGUCUGUCCGAGUACAACAGCCUCCACGGUCUCCUCACUCACUACGGGAAGAAGCACCCGGGCAUGAAAGUUAAAGCGGCAGAUUUUGCACAAGAGGCAGACAUCAACCCCAGUUCGGUGUAUAAAUGUCGUCACUGUCCGUAUGUCAACUCCCGCAUCCACGGCGUCCUGACUCACUAUCAGAAAAGACACCCGCUUGUGAAAGUCACUGCAGAAGACUUUGCAGACGAUAUAGAGCAAAUCGCUGACUUAAAUGAGGGAGAUGACAAGUGCAAAACUCAAAGGCAGGGCUAUGGUGCGUACAGAUGCAAAAUGUGCCCGUACACACAUGGGACACUGGAGAAACUUAAAAUCCAUUAUGAGAAAUAUCACAAUCAGUCGGCCUCGGAUAUGUUUGCUGCCUCUGUGACAACUUUCUCCCCCGGUAGGGACACAGAGCCAGUAGCUGAAUGCAGUGCUAGUAACAUAUCAAGUGCAGCAAAAGUCCAGGAGGUCAGUGAAUUGGACCUUGCCCUCUCCCAGUUACCCAUCAAUAAGACAGGCAAACAUGCUAUAUUCAAGUGUCAGCUCUGCAAAUACUUCUGCUCCACCAGGAAAGGCAUCGCUCGCCACUACCGCAUCAAGCACAACAAUGUCCGCGCUCAGCCUGAGGGCAAAAACAACGUCUUCAAAUGUGCUCUGUGUUCGUAUACAAACCCUAUACGCAAAGGCCUGGCAGCACACUACCAGAAGCGGCAUGACAUCGAUGCUUAUUAUACACACUGCCUGGCUGCUUCCAAGACUAUGGCUGAAAAGCCUACCAAAGUGGUGGCGUCCCCGCCACCAGAAGCGGAAAAUUCAGAAAUGAGUGAAGACUUGCGUUUGGCUGUGGAGAGACGACGGUGCUCUCUUUGCGCAUUCCAGGCCUUCAGCAGGAAGAGCAUAGUCUCACACUACAUUAAACGCCACCCAGGUGUCUUCCCCAAGAAGCAGCAUGCCAGCAAGCUUGGUCGCUACUUUACUGUUAUCUAUGCCAAAGAACCUGAGAAGACUGCUUGCAGUGAGAUGGUAGAGGAAGACAAGGAGAUCCUGGAGGUUCCACUCGAGCCCGAGCAGGACGCAGAUAAUGAGUGGCUGCCAUUCAAGUGUCUAAAAUGCUUCCGGUUGUCCUUCAACACGGGCGAGCUGCUCUCUAUGCACUACAACGACCACCACAGCAACGACUUGAAGAGGGACUUUUUGGUAGCGCCCGGUCCCAGGGAUGAAGACUCUGAGUUGUACCAGUGUUCCCACUGUGAGCUCAAGUUCCUGGCUCUCCCAAUCCUGGCUAAACAUCUGUUGAACCACAAUGAGGAGUUUCAGAAGAGGGCCAUGAGGCAGGAGAGGAGGAGGCAGCUGCUCAGCAAACACAAGCCUGCAGAACUACCAGAGAACAAAACUGAAAAGGAAAGCCUUGUAAAUAAAGCUCCUAUAGGAUUCAGGUGUAACUUCUGCGUAGAGGUGCACCCCACCAUCCGGGCCAUCUGCAACCACCUUCGGAAGCAUGUCCAGUAUGGAGAGGUCAAGGAAGGACACGUCAAGCAGGAAGUCAGCGAGGUCCCUCUGAUGCUGCCUUCAGAGAGCCUAACUAACGGUGACCCGCGGGAGGAUGAAGCGGCUGAAGCAGACGACCUCGAGAGCCCCGCGGCUACAAUGAUGGGUCCGGCCCUGGUUUCCACAGCAGCUGAUGAUGUUAAGGCAGAGGCGCUAGAGCCAGAAGCGGACGCUGUCGAAGGAAGGGCGGCGGCCCUCGUGGCUGCAGCGAGGGCCGUGGUGUCAGAGGACCAACUGAAGCAGCGGUUAACAGCAGGGGGUCACCCGUGUGCCCAGUGUGAUCGAGUCUUCAUGUCCAUGCAGGGACUGAGGUCCCAUGAGAGGAGCCACUCAGCCAUGGCGCUGUUCAGCAGAGAGGACAAAUACAGCUGCCAGUACUGCCAGUUCGUCUCCCCCUUCAGACACAACCUGGACAGACAUGUGCAGUCCCACCACGGACACCACAAGCCCUUCAAGUGCAAACUCUGCCCCUUUAAAUCCGCCUAUGUGAGUCGCUUGAAGAGCCACCUGCAUAAGGCACACACAGGCGAGCAGCACACAUACAAGUGCUUGUCGUGCCCCUUCUCCUCCAUGACCAUCAGCCAGCUGAAGGAGCACUCGCUGAGAGACCACGGUGAAUCGCUAACCCUCCCCAAACUCCGGGCUGCGACCCAGGCUGCUCACGCCGCCCUCAGGCCCUCCCGGCUGGCCGGUAACACAGAGCAGACUCCCUUGGCCCCAGAUGACCCAUCGUACCUGGAGCCAGCGGACGUUCGUCAGCAACUUAGUCAUUACCAGCUGGCCUCCCGCAGUCAAAUGUCUUCCGGCUCAACACCUGGUGGCUCAACAGUGGCUGACAAUCGACCAGACGGCGUCCUCACUUGCGAGUUCUGCGAGUUCAGCUCCGGGUACAUGCAGAGCCUGCGUCGGCACUACAGGGACCGCCACGGUGGCAAGAAGCUCUUCAAGUGCAAAGACUGUUCCUUUUUCACCUGCUACAAGAAUAACUUCACCAUGCACGUGGACGCCGGUCACAACAACAACAUACCUGACGACCUCCCUAAAGAUCUGCGCUGCCCUCUCUGCCUCUAUCACACCAAACACAAGAGCAAUAUGAUUGACCACAUUGUCCUGCACAGAGAGGAGCGCGUGGGUCCGCUCGAGGUCAGCCGCUCCAAGCUGUCGCGACACCUUCAGGGCCUCGUGUUCCGAUGCCACAAAUGCACAUUCACAUGCUCCAGCGACCAGGCCUUGCAGCUGCACCUGCAGAAGCACGCUGAGAUCAAACCCUACCAAUGCCAGCUCUGUUAUUAUGAUAGCAGUCGGCGGAGCCAGCUGGAGGAGCAUCUCCGCCUCGAGCACAAGGUUAUCCGCAACUUUGAGCUGAUGGGCCGGGUCAACCUGGACCAGCUUGAGAUGAUAAAGGGACAGGAGAGCAGCGCAGAGGAGGAGGACGAAGAGAGAGAAAUGAUGGCGAUGGAGAUGGGGAUGGGGAUGGGGAUGAUUGGAGAUGGAAUCAUGGCUGUUGCAGAGGAGCAGGACGAGGAGUACUACGACAUGGACAGAAGGCGGAUAAUGGAUGACCUGGAGCAGGAACAGAGGGAGAUGGAUGAUGAAGAGAUGGAGGACAACAUCAAAGAGGAAGAGGAGGAAGAGGAGGAGGAGGAAGAAGAGGAGGAGGAAGAGGAGGAAGAGGAAAUCAAGGAGGCGGAGGAAGAGAGGCCUGCCCUCCAAGAGGUCCUUGCGUCUCCCACCAGCAGCAUCAACAGCAGCUCUGUGCCGAGCGCUGUCGAGAAGCGCCUCCCCUGUGAGUUCUGUGGCCGCUGCUUCACCAACAGCCUCGAGUGGGAACGACAUGUCCUGCGACAUGGCAUGAUGGUAAACAACAGCCGGAUGGAGACCAGCACCACCACCUCAACCGAGGCCUCAGCUUCAUCUUCCACCAGCUCCUCCGUCCCGAUGGAUGCGGGAUUGGACCUGUCUGGCGUCAGAAAAGAGGACACUGAUCUAUCGCUUAGAAGUCAAAGCCAGUACGUGGAUGACAAAGAAAUGCUCGACACCAAAAAGGAUCAACAGUUUGGUUGAACUGAUUGUGGCCUCUUGGGAUAUUGUAGAAACUGAUAAUAUUGGGUAGAAUCAGCACUGAGUUGGAUCUUUAAAAUAGGACUUCAAAGGAAAUGAAGAGAGAAAAUGAAAAAAAAACAAAACAAAAGACUUCUUAUGAGUUGGCGCAUUACUAGAUUUUAGGUGUUACAUAUUUAAGUAUUAGGUUGUGCUGCAUAAAACGGCUGAGCUCUUUAAACGGGCAGUCCCCUAGGACAGAUCUUAAUAUAUUGGUAACCAAUAGUGAACAGAACUCUUUAUUGCUGACAUUCUGGUCAAAUCUACAGUGAAAGAUCCCACCUAGAGAAAGACGAAGCUAUUUAUGAAGAAUGUUGUCCAAAAAAUGAUGAACUAAAUUUAGCUUUUUAUUAUUUGAAGCACCUUUUACACCCCCCCUUCCCCCUGCUCAUCCAAAACAGGGUUACUGUAAAUUUACCUACAAACGGAACAAAUGAGAUAUGAAAGCAUUUACGACCAUGGCCCCACUGUAGAGCUACCCUUUUCUUCUUUCUUGUCGAGACCUUUUUCAUGUUAGCCUCGUGUUUAAUGUGUAGAAGUAUUCCUUGAGGAAGAGUCGCACCUUAUCUAUUUUAGUGGAAUCACAAAUCAUGUUUUCUUUGUUUGUAGAAUAUGAAAAUUUCCCCCCCUAAAUGUUUGUAGCAAAUUGCUAUAUUUUAUGUCCCCUUAAUAUUAUACUACGUAUAAGCCUUCAGCCUGUGGCACCCCUUCGCAUUUUGACUGUAAUAUUUUAUUGUCCGGUAAUUUCACUGAUGUGUUGAAAUCAUGGAUAUAACUGUUGAAAUCUCCCCUCCCCUGUAGGAUAUGUUGUUCAUCGUCCAGGUCAAACGAUAUCACUCUGCAGAUAAGUAUAACAAUCUGUCAUAACUGUAUCCAUAUUACAUAGGUGUCCGUUAAAGCUGAGCAUUUGCAAGCGCUACCCUGGAACAUGACUGCAGGUUUUAACAUCAGUGGUGUGAUAUCAUCAGUCAUCAUGGUCACUUGAUUACACUUGUCUUUUCAGUGCAAAACUUGUGAUUGAAUGUGACAUAGUCCGGCUCUGUCCUGUAGGCGCAUCCCCGAGUGAUUAGAUAAAUGAUAAAACAACCACCCAGGCUGAGUGUUGAAGCCAGUGCCCAAGUGCCUUAAAAAUGCAGAUAUCCACUAAUCGGAUUUAAUGAAUUUGAAAACAAGGAAACCAAUCAACUUCUCUCUCAAAACACAGCUUUUUCCCACAAGAAUUUAUGACCUCAACAGCCAAUUUCGAUUCUCUUAAUGUGUGCAUUAGUGGCAACUUGGAAAGUCAUUGUUUAAUUAAGAUCAGAUCAGAUUAAAUUAGAUUUGACUCCAUUGUAAUUGCAUAGUAAUACCAGUGCAAAGAAAAUGCGGUUUAGAAAAAUAUAGAUGUUUAUAUUAUAUUGACCUCUGGUGUUGUCUGGCCCGCUGCUAAUAGCUUUGGUUUAUUUGCCAGCGCUUUGGAGAUUUUCUGUUGAUUCAUUAGAAGUGAAUGAGACUUUAUUUGUUAAACUCGCAGGAUUGAAAAUCGUCUGUUCUUUUGAUCAAAAUUACUUUUCCUCUCUUUACAAAUAAACCAAACCUGCGACCCCU